This is a messenger RNA of Temnothorax curvispinosus, 1793 nucleotides long. Its product is annotated as protein msta-like. Gene Ontology annotation, molecular function: protein binding. The transcript is spliced from 9 exons. The record is from RefSeq and is a predicted model, not a curated record. Lineage: Eukaryota; Metazoa; Arthropoda; Insecta; Hymenoptera; Formicidae. Bases 105 to 1634 code for a protein of 509 amino acids.
GGCUCAGUUCAAGCACAGGCCAGCACAGGCCUUCAAUCGAUGCAGCAAUCAGUGGCUCAUUGACGAAGAAAGCUACUUCUUACCGGCUUGGUUCUCAAUCGACCAUGUCGCAAGAAUCGGAAAGUGGUGCAUCCGCGUCGCGAGCGUACGAAGUGCUGCAGAAUGAUCAAGUUGGCAGAUACAUGGUCGCGAGUAGAGAACUACAGGCUGGUGAAGAAAUCGUCACAGAAAUGCCCUUCGUCGUCGGACCGAAGGCAUGCACUUAUCCCUUGUGUCUCUCCUGCUAUACACCUUGGCCCCCGGAAUCGGAUAACAAACCGUUAUGUUCUAAGUGCGGAUGGCCUGUCUGCGGCCAAGACUGCGAAGAUGCUCCGCAACAUAAAGAUUACGAGUGCCAGGUGUUUGCACAGGCGAACGAGAAGUUUAACGUAGACGCCGCUCUGGAGGGAAACAGCGAAAACGGUAUUCCGCAGUUAGAAUGCAUAACGCCGUUGAGACUAUUGUUGGAGUCGGAAAAAAACGUCGAAAAGUGGAACAAGGAAGUGAAGGAUAUGGAGGCGCAUAGUAAGAUAAGAUGUCAGAAACCGCAAUGGAAGUCAGAUCACGUCAAUAUUGUGGAUUAUCUGAGAAAACGGCUCAAACUUGACAGAUUCUCAGAAGAGUACAUACAAAUGGCAUGCGGUAUCUUGGAAAUUAACACGUUCGAGGUGCGAACGGCGAAAGGGUUCAGCGCACGUGGUCUCUAUCCGACAGUCGCUUUGAUGAAUCACUCGUGCGUCUCGAACACGUCUCACAGCAUCUCGCCGGUUGAUUACAGGAUACGGCUGCGUACCACGCUUAAAAUUCCUGCGGGCGGUGAACUCUACGCGAGUUACACGCACUCGUUACUUCCGACGAUGCUACGGAGAGAGCAUCUGCUCGAGGGUAAGCACUUCGCGUGCGCGUGCCCCCGAUGUUCAGAUCCUACGGAACUGAGCACUCACAUGUCCUCACUGAAGUGCAACAAAUGCGACAACGGAAUCGUUUUGUCGCUGGAUUCUCUAGAUCCGCAAAGUACAUGGAAAUGUACGCAUUGCGAUUUUUCCACCAACGGUCACGCAGUACGAAAAGUUCUGCAGAUAAUUCAAGCGGAAGUUGACGCCGUUGAAGCCAUCAGCGGAGCUGACGGAGCUGAUGCGAUUAACGCAAGAGAGACCAUUAUGAAAAAGUACAGAUCGGUUUUACACCCCCGUCAUGCCUUUCUUUCGAUGUUAAGACACUCAUUGACUCAAAUGUACGGCCGGGUUGACGAAUAUUUGUUGGACGAUUUGCCGGAUGUUGUAUUGGAGCAUAAAGUCGAGAUGUGCCGUUUAUUGCUUCAAGUAUUGGAUGUUGUAGAACCUGGGUACAGUCGUGUAAGAGGCAUGACGCUAUACGAGUUACACGCACCGUUACUAUUUUUAGCGAAAGGUCAGUGGAAUGCCGGUGUCAUUGACGAGGCCGGACUGAAGUCUAAAAUGAUAGAAGCGGCGAAUAUUUUAAAAGAGGCGGCUACGAUAUUAAGCUUAGAGCAACCAGAGACGUCCGAGGGACAAAUAGGACUCGUCGCGAAGGAAUCUAUAGUUCAACUGGAACAAUCCAUAAAUGAUUUAUAAGUAUCUGUUGUAAAAUCUCGUUAUUUGUAUAAAUUUAUUAUAUAUUAAUAAACAUCAUGUUUCUUGAGGUCUCUCGAGAAACCAACAAGUGCCAAUUCCAUCUGAUUAUAUUUUGCAAUUUUUUGAUCAAGGAAAGUGAUUUUUAUGAAACAACUGAAA